This is a messenger RNA of Mollisia scopiformis, 999 nucleotides long. RefSeq names its product alpha/beta-hydrolase. The coding region runs from base 1 to 999 and encodes 332 amino acids. Gene Ontology annotation, molecular function: hydrolase activity. The transcript has 5 exons. NCBI's taxonomy places the organism in Eukaryota, Fungi, Ascomycota, Leotiomycetes, Helotiales, Mollisiaceae. The record is from RefSeq and is a predicted model, not a curated record.
AUGUCAUUGUUCGAUCAGCCAUGGAUGGAAGACAUUCCAAACGACGAUGUUACACAUAUGACGGGGCUUGGACUGGAGAGCAAUUUCAGCACCUUGGGGCGUGAUCGGAUAUUUUAUUACCAGCGAGGAAUCUAUGGGGAGAUAUCGAGGCCGAUUUUAGUUUUGCUUCAUGGGUAUCCUCAAACAAACUUCACGUGGAGACACAUAAUCCCCCUCCUACCCAAGGACAUCCCCCUAUUCAUUCCAGAUGUCUACGGCUAUGGCCGCUCAAUGGGUCUCCUCACCCCCCACGACAACUCCCUCACCUGCGCAAACCUCCUCAACACCCUCUCCCUCCACCUCCACCCCGCCCUCGCCUCCCGCGUUCCCAUUAUCUUCGUGGGCCACGACCGCGGCGCCCGCAUCUGCCACCGCCUCGCCGUCGACGCAACCCGCACCUCCUCCCUCAACAUCGUCGGCACCAUCUUACUGGACAUCGUCCCCACUCUAGUCCAGUUCCAAAGCUUCAGCACGCCUUCGUCUUCUGUGAGUACUUUUCACUGGCCAUUCUUGGCGAAUGUGGAGCUGGCUUCGGAGAUGAUUGGCGCGUUUGGUGGCGAUAACUGGGUUAGGAUGUGUAUUGAUCGGUGGGCGGGGAAGGACAAGAAGUCUCUUGCGAGUUUGAAGUCUGAUAAGGCUGUGGAUGUUUAUGCGCAGUUUUUCAAGAAGCCUAGCGUGAUUCAUCAUUCUUGUGAUGAUUAUCGAGCAGGCUCGAAUGAGGAUGUUAAGAAGCAGGAGAAGGAUCAGAAAGCGGGGAGGAAGAUCGAUAUCGACGUUUUGGUGCUGUAUUCUGCUGAUUAUUUGGGGAAGAGGUAUGACGUGAAGAAAGUGUGGGAGGAGUGGAUGGGGAAGGGUGAUUUGCAGGUGCAGAAUGUGGGAGAUGGGUGUGGGCAUUUUAUUGCAGAGGAGAAACCCCAGGAGUGUGCGGCUGCUGUUGUGAAGUUUUACGAAAGUUUUUGA